GUACUAGACUAUAACGAUUAAUUCAAAUAAUGUCAACUGGGUAACGCAAGGCAGUAAUGUCAACUGGGUAGCAAAGGUAACGUGUGUUACAGAUAAGUAACGGGGAUACCAAGCAGAGAAUGGAAAACCGGCAGAGUGUUAGCGAACGUGAUCGUGAUAGAACGUAAGCCUGGAACAGUUUAAUAAACGAACAACUCUACAUUUGGCGCAGCCGGUAGGAUCGAGAGGAAGAACGGAGGAACAACGGAAGACAAGAUGGAACAGCACUUCCAGUUGGAACCAUUUAACGAUGCCGUUGAUAGUUCGGCGUUGCGCCGUGAGUGGGAAGAGUGGCAUAGAUCAUGCGAGAUAGUCUUGGAGUUAAAGCAGACUGAAUCGCAACAUGAGAAGUUGCUUUUUAUCUUGGCCCGUGGAGGCAGAGGAUUGCAACGUAUCUACUAUAAUUUAGCACCUGUAGUGGGAGAAGUUGUCCCAGAACCUCCUAAACCACCAAUGGCACCAAAAGAAAUUCCGGAGUAUGAUAACGCAGUUAAAAGGCUCAACGCGUUCUUUAUUGGAAAACGCAAUGAAAGGGUUGAGCUAGAGGUAUUCCGCGCGCUAAAACAAAAGCUCGAUGAACCCUUUAACCGCUACAUGCUACGUCUACAAACACAAGCGCGUAGUUGUGAUUUUGGUGCUCGUGAAGAAAAAGAAAUUCUUCAGCAAAUAACUGUUGGGGCUAGCGAUGAGCGAGUAAGAGACAAAGGUCUGGAAGGAGUAAUGGAUUUGAACAAUCUGAUAAAUUAUGCGAUCAAUCGAGAAGUGCUAGUGAAACAAAAAGAAAAAUCUCAUCCCUUUAAGGGAGAAAACAGUGCGCUGGCUAUUAAUUAUACGGCGGAAAGGAAAACGUCUUCGACGGGGAACGAUUUUCGAGGACGAGAUUGGAGGACUGGUUAUAGACCUUCCCAGGAUUGCGGACGAUGCGGCUCAUAGAGGCAUCAAGCGAAGGACUGUCCGGCUAGAAAUUCUCGAUGCAACAAGUGUGGACAGUUGGGACACUUUGCAAGGAAGUGCACAGAAGGGCGAAAUAGGCGUACAACACAGGGAAUCAACCGGUACCGAUGGCAGAAACCGGAAGUGGCUAAUGCAUUGUGUAAUGAAUCGCCCCCGGCUAUAGAAAAGCAACAAAACACCAAUGAUGGAAUGAUUGUGGGACACAUCGAUAAAAUACCGGUAGAGUUCCUUAUCGAUUCAGGAGCAAUGAUAAAUACAAUAACAGAAAAAGUAUGGAGAAAAUUAAUUGGUAGCAGGGCCAAGGUAUUCAACAUGCAGUUUGAAUGUGAUCGCCAGUUCAAUGCGUAUGCAUCUAAAGUCCCAUUGGAAGUGGUGGCUGGUUUUGAGGCAUGGAUUACAAUCAAUGCUGCAAAACCUAAGGUCUACACAGAAUUCUUCGUUAUCAAAGGAGCGAAUCGAUGUUUGCUUUGCAAAAAGACAGCGGAGGAGCUGAAAGUUUUGAAAGUUGGGCUAGAAGUUAAUAUGAUAGGGCAAAAGAAAACACCAUUUCCAAAAUUUCCGGGAAUCCAAUUGAAGCUUGCAAUUGAUGAUACUGUUAUGCCAAAGAAGCUAGCCUGCCUAAGAAUACCGAUAGCGAUGGAGGAAAAAGUCAAUCAGAAGUUACAGGAAAUGUUAGAAGCAGACAUAAUUGAGCCAGUUAUAGGUCCUGCCAAUUGGAUAUCGCCUAUGGUAGUGGUUCCUAAGGGUAAAGACGACAUUCGUCUUUGCAUAAAUAUGCGAUACCCUAAUAAGGCGUUUCAAAGGGAACACUAUCCUCUCCCUGUAAUUGACACACUUCUCAACAAACUAAAAGGAGCAACAAUAGUUUCCAAGCUAGACAUCACGUCGGCUUAUUACCACAUUGAGCUACACCCGGAUUCACGUGACAUUACAAUUUUUAUGACAGGAAGAGGGCUUAUGAGGUUUAAGCGUCUUAUGUUUGGGAUAAACUGCGCGCCUGAGAUUUUCCAGAGAAUCAUGUCUGAGAUGCUAGCGGUUGUUGAAGGAGUUAUCAUCUAUAUAGAUGAUAUUGUCAUAUGGGGGACAUCCAUUACCGAACAUAACACACGUUUGAAGCAAGUGUUAGACAUCUUGGGGAAAAAUAAUGCUACGCUCAACAAAUCAAAAUGUAUGUUUGGGGUUGAGGAGUUGGAAAUCCUAGGAUUCAAAAUUAAUUCGAAAGGCAUAAGGCCAACAGAAGACAAAAUUGCGGCGAUUCAAAACUUUAGGCUUCCUGAAACGAAGGAAGAAGUUCGUAGCUUUUUAGGCUUAGUUAAUUUUAUAGGUCAGUUCAUUCCUCAUCUUUCUUCGCGAACAGAACCUCUAAGAAGUUUUAUCAGAGGUGACAUAGAAAUAUUUGGGGUAGAACAACAUAAAGCUUUUGACGAUCUACGUCAGGAAUUAGCGAACACAGUUCACAGUUUGGGUUUUUUCGAUCCCAAAGAUGCCACAGAUUUAUAUGUAGAUGCAUCGCCAGUAGGUCUUGGAGCAGUGUUAACGCAGAGAAACAGCAAUAAUGAAUCGAGAAUUAUUAGUUUUGCAUCAAAGGGACUUACGGAUACAGAAAAGAUUCACCCGCAAACACGGAGGGAAGCUUUAGCUGUUGUUUGGGCUGUAGAAAAAUUCUACUUGUACCUUUUCGGGAUUCAUUUUACGGUGUACACUGACCAUAAAACGUUGGAAUAUAUAUUUGGUGGAAAACACCAAGAAGGGAAACGGGCGUGUACGCGUGCCGAGGGUUGGGCACUGAGGUUGCAACCGUAUGAUUUCACAGUCGUACACAUUCCAGGACAAAGCAACAUCUCGGAUAUUUUAUCUAGGUUGUGCCCCCCGUCGAGUAAAGCGUUUGAUGAGGCUUCAGAACAUUUUGUUUGUUCUAUUGAGAUUGGACCAGUAGCUAUAAAGUUAGAAGAAAUCAAACAAGCAACUAAUUCCGAUGCAACUUUGAAAGAAGUUAGUAAGGCUAUUGAAACAAACACAUGGCCGUCACAUUUGUUUGCUUUUCAGGCAUUUGCAAAGGAACUUGGGGUCAUAAACGGGGUGGUAGUGAGGAAUGAUCGAAUUGUUCUCCCAGAGAAAUUGCGGAAAAGAGCUUUAGAUAUUGCUCAUAGGGGUCAUCCAGGUAUAAUAACUAUGAAAAGAAACAUCAGAGAGAAAAUUUGGUGGCCAUAUAUGGAUCGGGACAUAGAAAACAGGGUACAAGAAUGUGAAGGCUGUGCAUUAGUAAGGCAAUCAGGGCCACCGGAGCCGAUGACAAGAAAGGAAAUGCCAGAGCGAGCAUGGCAAGAUUUAGCAAUAGAUUUUUUCACAGCAAAAGAAUGUGCGACAUUUCUAGUCGCAGUUGACUACUACAGUAGGUUUCUUACGGUUAUGGAAAUGAACACCACGACUGCUAGUAAAACAAUUGAAGUUCUUGAACGUAUAUUCCAUCACCACACUUACCCCGAAACGAUUAGAACCGAUAAUGGCCCACCAUUUUGCAGCGAGGAAUUUUUAGGUUAUUGCAAUAGCAAAAAUAUUAGAGUCAUACAUACUAUUCCAUACUGGCCACAGAUGAAUGGGUUAGUAGAAAGGCAGAAUAGGGGUAUCUUGCGGGCUUUACGGAUUGCCAAAGCAAUGAAAGACGAUUGGAGGAAAGCGGUGCAAGAAUACGUUUAUAGCUAUAACACAACACCUCAUUCAGUUAGGGGAAAAUCUCCAAUGGAGCUUCUCACGGGCAGACCAGUUAAAGACCUACUACCUUCAUUAAGGACUGACCCUUAUUGGAAUCGGGAUGAAGAAGUUCGCGAUAAAGACAUGAUCAGCAAGAUGCAUGGAAAAUUGUACGCUGAUAGAAAACGCCAUGCCAGGGAUAAUGCGAUAAGUGUUGGAGACAAAGUGUUCAUAAGAAAUUAUGAAAUAGGUAAAUUAGAGCCUACUUUCCGAGCAGAACGUUUUACAGUCGUAGAAAGAAAUGGCACAGAGGUAGUUAUAACCGGUGAAAAUGGAAACAGGUAUCGACGACCAGUAGCUCACAUAAUAAGAUGUCCCACAACGAGUAGCACAAGGAAUACUCUACAAGAAGAAGGUAAAACUAAUAUUCCAUCCUUAAAAAUAUCAGAUGGGACAGGACAAAAGCAAGGCCAAAAUGAGGGUCCCCUGCCCAGAGAGAGACCAAAGAGAUACGUCAACAUACCAUUGAGGUUUAGGGAAUGAUUUCGUUUUGUUUAUUCCUUAGUAUGUUUAACAAGUGUUAUAUUGUUAAAUUUGUCUAAAUUUGUUGGACUAGGUGAGGGAUGUAGAGUACUAGACUAUAACGAUUAAUUCAAAUAAUGUCAACUGGGUAACGCAAGGCAGUAAUGUCAACUGGGUAGCAAAGGUAACGUGUGUUACAGAUAAGUAACGGGGAUACCAAGCAGAGAAUGGAAAACCGGCAGAGUGUUAGCGAACGUGAUCGUGAUAGAACGUAAGCCUGGAACAGUUUAAUAAACGAACAACUCUACAGUAACAAGUA
This is a messenger RNA of Anopheles stephensi (Asian malaria mosquito), 4525 nucleotides long. RefSeq lists its product as uncharacterized. Gene Ontology annotation, molecular function: nucleic acid binding. The transcript has 3 exons. Gene Ontology annotation, biological process: DNA integration. The record is from RefSeq and is a predicted model, not a curated record. NCBI's taxonomy places the organism in Eukaryota, Metazoa, Arthropoda, Insecta, Diptera, Culicidae. Bases 1183 to 4227 code for a protein of 1014 amino acids.